AUGUCUGACUUGCAGCACUACGAAACUCUCGCCUUCGAACUGGCAAACAGAUCACCUCAACGGCGAGUCAUAGAAACUAGUCUUCUAUGCAUCAUUGCAUUAACAGCUUUGCUCGGUAAUUCCUGUGUGUUGUACGUGUUCUAUAAAACACCUCGACUUCGCAGCGUAACCAGUAUUUACCUUAAAUCACUUGCCCUAUCUGAUGUAUUUUUGUCUGUUGUUGUGAUGCCGACAUCGAUAUUAACAUCAUUUUAUGGACGGAACGUAAUCUCAGACAAGCUUGGCAAAGUCGUUGGAUGGAUGUUUGCUCAAUUGGUCUUCGUAUCUCUUUACACGACAUUCCUCAUCGCAAUAAAUAGAUUUUUCUKUGUUGUCAAACCACUCCUCUACAAAAAGUACUUCAAACGAAAAACUGUACAUCUGACAAUUCUUGUAUCUUGGUUGUUUUUAUUUUUGUUCGUGCUGGUUUUGUACUUGAGCGGAGCUGUAGAGAUAGACUUUUACCCAGGAAGGAUGGUGUACUUUCUCAGUUUUACUCAUAAAACCACAACACCUAUUCCUCGCGUCAUUACGGCAGUGAGCCACUUUAUCCUGGUAUUAUUCCCGUUAACACUUGCUGGCAUAUGUUACUGGAAGCUAUAUAUCGAAUUCAAGGGACACAAUGCUAGAGUCUCUACUACUCUUAAUGUCAAUUCUAAAGGAAGUACCACAUCUCUUACCAAAGAAGAGGUUCAACUUACAAGAUCUGUCCUUGCGUUGGUGUGUGGGUUCAUCAUCUGCUGGAUUCCACCUUCGACACUAUUCCACAUUGCUAUAUACAUUGAUCUUCCGCGCUCUCUAGAGAUAGUAAUUCUGUAUACCUCAUAUAUGGGUAGUGCGUUAAAUCCUAUUUUGUACAACAUUAUGAACCAGCCUUUUAGGAAAAGGUGUCUUACUCUAAUAUGCUGUCGAAACAAUGAAGCCGGUUUAGACGUUCAAAGGGAAUGA
Messenger RNA from Actinia tenebrosa (Australian red waratah sea anemone), 987 nucleotides. RefSeq names its product rhodopsin, GQ-coupled-like. Lineage: Eukaryota; Metazoa; Cnidaria; Anthozoa; Actiniaria; Actiniidae. Gene Ontology annotation, molecular function: G protein-coupled receptor activity. Gene Ontology annotation, biological process: G protein-coupled receptor signaling pathway. The record is from RefSeq and is a predicted model, not a curated record. Gene Ontology annotation, cellular component: membrane.